Messenger RNA from Trichoderma harzianum CBS 226.95, 2175 nucleotides. RefSeq lists its product as hypothetical. The record is from RefSeq and is a predicted model, not a curated record. Lineage: Eukaryota; Fungi; Ascomycota; Sordariomycetes; Hypocreales; Hypocreaceae. The transcript is spliced from 2 exons. The coding region runs from base 1 to 2175 and encodes 724 amino acids.
AUGGACGUUACGGGUCUUGCUGUCGGUAUCGUGGAUCUCUACACCACAUGUCGAGACUGUUACAACUUUUUUACCACUGUGAGAGCUGCAGAGGCUGAAUCUUCAGCUCACCUGCGCGAAUUGGAGAUUCAGCAGUCCAUUCUCAAAGCAUGGGGCUUCUAUUGGCAAAUUCACAACGAGGGCGGCGGCGAACCAGAACAUUCCGAUCCCACCAGACGAAAGCGAACCAAACUUCAUGAGUAUCUCUUGAGCAACCGAUUCAAGGCUGAAGGCGUCUUCAAGACUCUUUCUGCCCUUGCAGAUACACUAUCCGAUCAAGAUAAACUCACCAAGCGGUAUGGUAUCCGGCUUCAGUCAGCCCAGGUCGUCCAGGAUGGGUCACAGGUGAUGAAUAACGUCCAAUUGGUCAUCUCGGGCACUACAACUGAGGAUGCCAAGCCUGUGAUCAGUGAAGUCAGGAGUCGUCUCUCUCUGCUCAAUAAAUUUAAAUGGUCUUUGAAAGACAAGGACAACUUCAAGAAACUUAUUGCCGACUUGAGAUCUCACAGCGAUUCGCUCUAUCGCCUUUGCCCCGAAAACGCAUUCGAGUCAAUGAACAUAUAUCUCACUAUGGAAUGUUUGGCCAGGGAGGAGUCACCAACAGGCCUGGAGUGGACUUCAAGCCUCGCAACUCAGCUUGCUGAGGGCGAUGAACAGUCUUCAGUACGGAAAGGCUACAAAUUGCUGGCUUCGGCGGCCACUUUGAAAGCAUCGGUUUAUCAAAACAGAGACAAGGUGGACGCAGAUGACAGCACUCUCACCAGCAUUGGCGAAGGGCAACGCGAGAUGCGGUAUUUGGGAAAAGGCCUUGCCCUAUUUGAAGGGCAGAUCGUUUACAGGGAAAUGCGAGACUACCGCGGACCGCCGCUAGAACUCACUCCAGAGCAGAAACAGAGAUUAGAGCGUCGUCGAAACAGGGCGCGCUUCUUGCCAACAUUGCCAAUAGAUGACACGAUGAACAGCCAUCACGGCAGGGCUGACACCGACCAAACCCAUCAACAAUACGACGGCGACGAAUCCGAAGGUGAUGAAGUGAUAGAGGCGGUCAGACCAGCCGAUCCCAAGCUUCGCACUCUCAUCAGGAACUUCGUUAAUACCUUUCAAGGUGAGAACAAUAUGAAAAGCGUAUAUGGUUUAGAUAUCGCCGGUACGAUAGACCACACAGAAAGUGAACAUAACGGUCAUUGCAGCAUUCUCUACAGGCUCCCCGGCACGAUUGGCGUUCAGAGUCGCGAUCGGCCUGCGGAAAACCUGAAGCUUCGCGCACCAGUGACGCUAGAGUCUCUUCUUAGAACCCAGCGAAAACAAGGUAUCCGAUCUACACUCGGUGCGCGUUUUGAGCUGGCUAGAAGGCUUGUGCAUGCCGUUUGCCUACUUCAUUCUAGUGGCUGGCUGCACAAAAAUAUUCGGGCGGACUCAGUAAUAUUCUUCCCCGAAUAUUCGAAUACGCUCCAAGAAGAUCGAUACGAGGACAGUUUUGAGAUCGACGUCUCCAAGCCUAUUCUGAUGGGUUACAUCUUCUCACGGCCAGACGACAUUAUCAUCCGAACGAUUUCGUCAGCAAUUGAACAACCUAUUGAAACUAGAUUCCUGAAGACGGAGCGUAGAACCACUACCCACAUAUGGAAUAACCCGAUGGAUCAGAGAGUAGAUUCGAAACGUAGAACCGGAACUCUUCGAGAUGACACCAUAUUAGGUCAUAUUAUGCCGGAGGAGACACUCGUGAAGGAGCAGACGAAAGAGACAAACAUCAGUGGCUUCACUCUUGACUACUAUCAACAUCCUGCGAAGCACGCGGAUCCAAAGCGCCUCUAUCGCCACGCAUAUGACGUAUACUCGCUCGGUAUUCUUCUACUUGAAGUCGGGCUGUGGGAGAAGUUGAUGAACUACAAAGAGAUUGAUAUUUCUCGAGGAUAUAUCAUACCCGAUGAUAACGAAGAGGAUCAUUAUGAGCGAAGACGAUGGAUUUGUCGAGUGUACCUUGAUCGCCUCAGAUGGGCAUGUGGAGAUAAGUAUGCGGAUGUUGUUCUCAGUUGUCUCAUGAUGAUUAACAGUAGCGACGACGAAGUGGCAAAAGCGAGCGAGAGGGAGCUUUGUGCUAGAAUUGUAGCCGACCUGGAGGGCUGUCAAGCUUAG